UAUUUGCACAAUAUAACACGUGAAUAUUUAUUUCCGUAUCACAAAUGAACCAUACUUAUGAAAUUCCCCUUAUUGAACUCACAAUAUGAAUUUAAGAUGGGAAGAAAUAUUUGUUGCUCGAUUAGUUUUUCUGCACUCUCAAAUCAACAUGGCGGAUCAAAAUUUAGAAAUUCUUGAAAGUCGACUGAAAUCUUUAGAAAACUCCGUCUAUGGGGACUCAAAUAAAGAUCUGUCAUAUCCAAAGGUGAUUGACAGUUUAAGUAAUAUAGAUAAGCAACUAAACACUGCAGUGGCCUCUAGGGACAAAAUAAAGAAACUAUUAGACCAGACCCCUCUGAUGGAAAAAUACUUGGACCCAACCUAUGCUUCCGAGUCAGGUCUCUCACAAACAGCAAAGGUUGACAUCAUUUUAUCAGAAGAGGACCAAAUUAGGAAACUUGCUGCAGACUUCGAAAAAAUAAAAAAUGCAACACAAAGUUUAGAUAGUGAGCAUCUGAAAGGAAUUCCCAAGGUAGCCUCUAGACUCCAACAGCUAGCACAGGUGAACAUAGAUCAGAAAGAACAGGUUGGUCAGCUGACAGAAGACGUUAGGAAUCUCCUAGUUGAAUACAACAAUACUAUAUCAUUACUUUCCAAACAGUUUAUACAGUGGGAUGAGAUUGUGACACAACUAGAAAUCGAUGCCCAACCAAAGAAGUCAUAUGACUGACAUUUUUGCGCUGAUACAUUGAUACUCUGAGGUGAUACUACUUCCAGUGAACAUUAACAUCAAAUGUUAAUUCCUUUUAUUGACACCACAGGUGUCAGGACUCUAAAACAAGUGUGUAUAACUUUAAGCAGAGACAAUUCCAUAUAAAAUAGUAUAUGUGA
Owenia fusiformis is the source of this 870-nucleotide messenger RNA. NCBI's taxonomy places the organism in Eukaryota, Metazoa, Annelida, Polychaeta, Sabellida, Oweniidae. The record is from the annotation of a GenBank genome assembly.